Closterium sp. NIES-65 is the source of this 2724-nucleotide messenger RNA. The record is from the annotation of a GenBank genome assembly. NCBI's taxonomy places the organism in Eukaryota, Viridiplantae, Streptophyta, Zygnematophyceae, Desmidiales, Closteriaceae.
AUGUACAUCACCCUCUACUACAUAGUCACCCGGCUCCCUGACUCCCUUCGGUCAGUCACGGACCACUUCCUCUCAAUUUGCCCCACCACUCUCACCGUUGACCUCCUCGAGGAGCGCCUCCUGGCAGCUGAGAAGAGUAUAGUCGCUGUAGGAGCCUCUCGAGGUGACCCUCGUGCCCCUGUCUUUGAGGGGUGCUCCCCCUCCCCCCAUUUGCCCUCUCUUGCCUCUGUUGCUGCCGUCGACUUCAUUGGCACCGAGUCGGUCGGCGCUGCGUCUGCCCCUAGCAGGCUUUGGUGGUGGUCAGCGCAAGCAGCAGCAGCGCACUCGGGCCCACACCCCACCCAGCGCUGCUUCGGCCGCCUGACGGACGCGUGGCGUCUCCAAUUCCCUGACGCCACAAAGAUCCCUCGCUGGGGAGAGCUGCAGAGGUCGGGGGUUGCUAUCUUCGAUCUUGAUUAUGAUGCUAUUCUUGCUGCCAUGUAUGCUGUGUCUACUAGUGAUGAGGGUGACUGCUACCUGUGUGUUCCGCCUGACCCGGGCAUUGAGGCUGCUGCUCUAGGUGCGGGUGAGGCUGCUGCUCUAGGUGCUAGUGCGUCUGCUGCCCCAGGUGCUGGUGAGUCUGCUCUCUCAGGUACCACGUCGGCUCAGGCCUUACACACCUUCACCCUUGACUCGGGUGCUUCUCGCUCCUACUUUCGAGACCGCACCACGCUUACGCCGCUUAGUCGGCCGGUUGCGGUCUCCCAAGCGGACCCCUCUGGGGGUCCUGUCCUUGCUCACUUCUCCACUGUGUUACCGUGUCCGGCAGUCCCCUCUGGCACCCUGUCAGGUCUCUACCUCCCCUCGUUCUCUACGAACUUGGUGAGUGGUGCUGAUCUACAGGAUGGGGGGGUUGACCAGUUCACUCCUGCGAGUCAGCGGGUGACCCACUGUACGUGUGCUGGGACGGGCCGACACUUGGCCACGUUUACCCGUCGGCCGGGGUCGAGCCUGUGUCUCCUGUGGCACCACCGCCUUGGUCACCCCUCCCUGCCUCGUCUCCGAGGCAUGGCCUCCCGUGUCCUUGUCUCUGGUCUCCCCCGGUCUCUUUCUCCCCUCCCUCCGGGGCCUGCCCCUACCUGCAUUCCCUGCGUCGAGGGGCGGCAGCGCGCCGCCCCUCACUCCUCCGAGUUUCCUCCGACAGAGGCUCCGCUGCAGACUCUUCACAUGGACGUGUGGGGCCCCGCCCGCGUCCGUGGCCAGGGUCAAGAGCGUUACUUCCUGUUGGUGGUUGACGACUACUCGCGUUACACCACGGUGUUCCCCUUGCACAGCAAGGGUGUCGUCACUAAGACCUUCAUGCUUCCGGCCUCUCCACAGCAAAAUGGGAUUGCUGAGCGCCGCACUGGCAUGGUCAUGGACGUCGCUCGUACGUCCAUGAUCCAUGCGGCUGCUCCCCAUUUUCUGUGGCCGUUUGCGGUUCGGUACGCAGCUCUUCAGAUCAACCUUCAGCCCCGGGUCUCCUUGCCGGAGACCUCCCCCACCUUACGGUGGACGGGGAAGGUUAGCGAUGCGUCUGCGUUUCGUGUCUGGGGAUCUCGAGCUUGGCAGUUUUACCACCCCACCUCGCGCCAUGUUCCGUCCCCCCAGGACGUCACGUUUUAUGAGUCGGUUCCUUACUACCGACUCUUCCCCUACCGCACUGCACCCCUCCCCCCGCCGCCGCUCUUUCUUACGCCAGGUCCCCCCCUGGUAGACCCCCUCCCCCCUCUGGGUCCUGCCCCGUCAGGUGUGUCCCAGGUAGACGCAGUCGAGCCUGUCGAGAGUUUGGGGGUGCUGGGCGUGGGGGUGCGGAGCCUGGGGGUGCUGAGCCUGGGGGUGCCGAGCCUGGGGGUACGAAGCCUGGGGGUGCUGAGCCUUGGGGAGCGGAGCCUGAGGGUGCUGGGUCUGCUCGUGUGGCCUCUGGCGGUGCUGGGUUUGGGGUCCCUUCGGGUGCUUCGUCGAGGCGGGAGCUACCCUCUCCACAGGAGCAGCGCGAGUAGUUUGCCCGGCGCUGGAGCCGUGCUGCUGGAGCUGGAGGUGCUGCUGUUACUGCUGACCCUGGGGUCGGCACCGGAGUUACAGGAACCACUGGUCCUGGAGGUUUUCGUACCGGCGGUACUGGAGCUGCUGGGCCUGGGGGUGCUGUUGAGGCUGCUAGAGCUGAUGGUCCUGCUGGAGUUGGUGCUGCUGGAGCUGGAUCUGCUGGGGGUGUUGGCACUGGAGGUGAUACUGGCACUAGUGCUUCUGAGGGUGCUGAAGUUGGCGCUGUUGGAGCUGGAGGUACUGCUAGCGUUGGUGCUGUCGCUGGGGGUACUGGUGCUGUCCCUGCUGGUUCUCGAGGCGCUGCGCGGCCGCGGCUGCACACACCAGAUGGCACUGCGUUCUUCCACUGCUCCUCUGCGUGUCCCUUUGCCUUCUCCUCCUGAGUCCUCUCUUCCUGUCCUUGCUGACCCGGAGUCUGACUCUCGUCUUGCUGCUAGUCCUUCUGUCACGCGUCUCCUGGCUAGUGUUGUCACUGACCCUUCCUUUGAGUCCACUGCUGUGUCUGCCUUAGUUGCUGAGCUUGUCGACUUUGCUACUCGCUAUCGUCAAGACUAUGCUGCUAGUCUUGUUGCUGAGUCGGAGUCUGUGUGUCCUCCGUCCGUCGGGGGUGAGUGUGCUCUUAGCACGGACGUCCUUGAGGACAGGCAGGAGGAGUUCUAG